GGUGUCUAAGGGCACGGAGCGGCUACUUUCUACGGCCUGCCUGGAUGUUUGGGUGAUAUGGGUGCUUGCAUGGCCAUCCGACACACUGCUCGUGUAGAGUCUGUGUAUGUGGAAGGGACGGAGAUCGGUGGGAGGGUUGCGGGGUAGAUCUUGUCGUGCACACAACUGCGUGCUUUCCGUGCUCCAGUGUCCUGUGUGCCCAUCAUCUGGUUUACACCUUCCUUCCCUCCCAUCCCUAAUCUACCUUCCUCACAUCCUUCCCUCUAAUCUCCCCUUCUAAUCUCCUCUUCUAAUCUCGCCUUCACCAUGGCCGCCAACCCCGAGUUCUCGAAUCCCCUCCGCAAGUUCAAACUUGUCUUUCUGGGCGAACAGAGCGUCGGCAAGACGUCUUUGAUCACCAGGUUCAUGUACGAUACCUUCGACAAUACGUAUCAGGCAACGAUCGGCAUCGACUUUUUGUCAAAGACUAUGUAUCUCGAGGACCGCACCGUGCGUCUGCAGCUCUGGGACACUGCUGGGCAGGAGCGAUUCCGAAGCCUUAUCCCCAGUUAUAUCCGCGACUCUUCUGUGGCCGUGGUUGUUUAUGAUAUCACCAAUCGCAAUUCGUUCAUGAACACAGCCAAAUGGAUCGACGACGUAAGGGCGGAGCGAGGUACGGAUGUGAUCAUUGUCCUUGUCGGCAACAAGACGGAUCUAAACGAGAAGCGCCAGGUUACAGCAGAGGAGGGAGAAAAGAAGGCCAAGGAGUUCAACAUCAUGUUCAUCGAGACUAGUGCCAAGGCCGGACACAACGUCAAGACGCUCUUCCGCAAGAUUGCCCAAGCCCUACCAGGUAUGGAAAACACUAUCACGGAUGCGAACCAGAGUCAGCUUAUCGAUGUCAAGAUUCAGGACAACCCCGGCGCAACCGAGGGCGCCAAUGGCUGUGCAUGCUGA
Gamsiella multidivaricata is the source of this 936-nucleotide messenger RNA. Its product is annotated as ras family-domain-containing protein. Gene Ontology annotation, molecular function: GTPase activity; GTP binding. The transcript is spliced from 5 exons. Lineage: Eukaryota; Fungi; Mortierellomycota; Mortierellomycetes; Mortierellales; Mortierellaceae. The record is from RefSeq and is a predicted model, not a curated record. The coding region runs from base 307 to 936 and encodes 209 amino acids.